AGCAUGUCCAGAAGCAGAUGAAACACUUGUGGGCUGCGGAACCCCAGGACUCCCUGGCAGAGGGACGAUAGUGAGAGUGACGGUUACCAUUUAGGGAGCAUGGACAUUGUACUAAGUGCUGUCAUCUCAAUGCUGUGAAGCAAUUACUCUCUUUGAGCCCAGCUGAUUCUUCGCUGAAGCCACCCUCCUCCACCCUGGCUGCUUCUCACCUGCGCUGCGUACAGCUGCUCAUCCUCUUGGGGAGAUUUCAGGCUUUUCGUGAGUUCCUGCCAAUCCCAGAAGCCGGUGGAAAGGAAGAAAAGAAGACAGGUGUAGAGCUUCAAACUGAAGACAGCUCAUCCAGUCCUAGCCCCUUUCCUCUUCCACCUCUACUUUCAGGCAGGUGCUGACGGCGGAAGGACAGUGUUGAGCCCAAGGAGAUGCAAGAGAGUGGCAGUGGACUCUCCAGAGCCUCGAUGGCAGAGGGAGCAGGAAAGGCAUCUCAGCCACGGGUCCCGCACACACAGGCACAGGCUGUGGCUGCCAAUCGGAGACAGCAGGAGAAUGGCAAAUUUACGUUUGUUCAACCUGCUACCUACCCACAGGUAGAAGUGAUCAAGGUGUGAGCGUCAAUAAGACACUUGGAACGGGGCUGGUUCGUGGGAAGUACUGGAUGUGUAUUUGUUCAGUCCAAUAAUACAACGGGCUGCUGUCCCGUGAGUCUCCAUGUGAAACCAUCCGGACCAUACCUGAUGGACAAGGGACUGUCCAGAAGCCAGAGUCACCUGCACAGGCAGGAGCAGGGCAGAAAUCAGGGCUGGUACCACAGCUCCGCGGAGCCCUGGGGUCUAGAAGGCUGGGCGUCGGGCAAAGCUUGGGAAGAGACUGGCAGACGGCCUGGAAUUACUGCUCAUUGAACAAUUGCCUCCUGUUCCAGCUGUGCUGGGUGAACUUAAAACGGUCCAAGAAGAGAUCUUUCCAGCAAGAGAGCAUCUCUGUAAGUCACCUAGGAUAUGGAAAUGAGAGGCCACAAGAGUUUGAUGUGGUCUGAGCGUGGCCGGAGAGGGGGACGCCCACCCCAGCAGACGGACUCACGUGGUGUGGAGAAGACCUGGGUGCUGAGAGCCAUGGCGCACAGGAGGACGGCGAGGACAGCCCCGGAGACCUUCAUGGUGCCGAGCAGGUGACGAGUCUGGCCACUGCCUUUGGUGUACCACUUCCCCCUGAGGUACAGCCCACUUCUCCCCUCCGCCUCCCUCCUCUUCCUCCGUGAUGACAUCUCGCUGGUGGCAAGAAGCUGCAAGGAGCUCCUCACUCUCGGUUAGUUCCAGUUUCCUCAUCGGCACCAUGACAUCAUGUCUGCCGUGGAAAUUCCACUCAUCCUCCCGUGCCACCAUCGCACUUCUUGGCCUCAGAGUUCCUAUAAAGAGGGACUCCCGCCUCGGUAGCAGCACAGAACGCGGCCAGCUUCUGAAGCUCCUGGGCUCUGCAGCCUCUGCCCUGAGAAAGGCCCUCCUCCAGCCAGACCAUGAAGCUCGGCGUGACCGUCCUCUCUGUCGCCCUGCUGGUGGCCGCCCUCUGCCCUCCUGCGCUCUCUGCGCCAAUGGGCUCGGACCCCCCCACCUCCUGCUGUUUCUCGUACACCCUGCGGAAGCUUCCUCGUCACUUCGUGAUAGAUUACUACGAGACCAGCAGCCUCUGCUCCCAGCCAGCUGUGGUAUUCCAGACCAAAAAGGGCAGGCAAGUCUGUGCCAACCCUAGCGAGUCCUGGGUCCAGGAGUACGUGGAUGACUUGGAACUGAACUGAGCCGCUCCAGGCUGGAAGUCUUCAGGGCAGUGCACCUGAGCCAGGACGCUUCUCAGUGAGACGCACCUGCUUCCUGUUCAUGGCUCCUCUAGGGAGUCCCCGGCCCGCCUCUUAAUUUAAUCUAUAUUAUGUGCUGUACUAUGGUAUUUGGUGGUCUUCCACUAUCUAUGUCUGUUUUGUCAAAGGACAUGUGUCCCCUAUGGGGAUGGUCCACCAUUGUUUCUCUGCUGUUGCGGAUCCAUGGAAAAGUUGAUUCUAUGUAUUCUCAUAAUAAAACUU
Messenger RNA from Lepus europaeus (European hare), 2065 nucleotides. RefSeq names its product C-C motif chemokine 4. Gene Ontology annotation, cellular component: extracellular region. Bases 1508 to 1786 code for a protein of 92 amino acids. Gene Ontology annotation, molecular function: CCR chemokine receptor binding; chemokine activity. Lineage: Eukaryota; Metazoa; Chordata; Mammalia; Lagomorpha; Leporidae. The record is from RefSeq and is a predicted model, not a curated record. The transcript is spliced from 12 exons. Gene Ontology annotation, biological process: immune response; neutrophil chemotaxis; inflammatory response.